AUGGGUCCAGCAGGAAAUUUCCUCAAUGUCUGCCAGGGAGACCGGUGCAUUGAGGAUUACGCCAGGGACUUCGUGGGAGUGGCUCGCCAGUCGGCGACGGAGAGGACCUGCUCAAUGGUCUGUUUCUGGGGUGGCCUAACCGAGCCCUUCAAAUCCCUUAUGCCAUUCUGGCACCCCGAGGAGGCGCUGGAGGACUACGUCAACCUGGCUCUGCAGUUGAGCGGCUCAGCCGUCAGGAUGGAGUUGGCUGCAGAGCCUGCUCACAGUUCUCCCGAGGCGGCAAUCCCAGGGUCGUCAGAGGCCUCGUCUGCUGCACCCAGUACCUCACGCCCGUUCCUGGAGCAUCGCGGGCUGGUACGCAGCGUGCGGGAACCUCCGCUGAUGUCGGUACGAGCGGCGUGGUCUGCUCGCAGAUUCCCCGAGGCAGCGGUGUCCGCUCGCAGUUCCCCCGAGGCGGCGGUGUCCGCUCGCAGUUACCCCGAGGCGGCGGUGGAACUCGCCUCCGUUUUUUUCAAGGCGGCAGCUCCACACACACCGCUGUGGUGGCCGCUGGUUCUGCCCUGGGUGCCCAUCCCACCGGCUCUGCCCCAGUCCCCAGGUCCCCCGCUACCACACGGACCUGGGCCCCCCAUCCCUCCCCCUACUCCAUCCCCGUUCCCCGGGUUGGGCGCUCGGGAACGUCUGGAAGCCGUUCCUUAG
Messenger RNA from Sinocyclocheilus anshuiensis, 699 nucleotides. RefSeq names its product predicted GPI-anchored protein 58. Lineage: Eukaryota; Metazoa; Chordata; Actinopteri; Cypriniformes; Cyprinidae. The record is from RefSeq and is a predicted model, not a curated record. The coding region runs from base 1 to 699 and encodes 232 amino acids. The transcript is spliced from 2 exons.